This is a messenger RNA of Dendronephthya gigantea, 1197 nucleotides long. RefSeq lists its product as uncharacterized. NCBI's taxonomy places the organism in Eukaryota, Metazoa, Cnidaria, Anthozoa, Malacalcyonacea, Nephtheidae. The transcript has 3 exons. The coding region runs from base 1 to 1197 and encodes 398 amino acids. The record is from RefSeq and is a predicted model, not a curated record.
AUGUUCUUCACAGCUUUGGAAGCGAAGGUGGAUUCUCGCGAAUUAGACGAAUGUAGGGAGGUUUCUAAAACAGCGAGAAGAAGCGGGAAUCCAAAUUUUACUUGCUGUCAUUUGAAAAGCGUGCCGUACGUUUCGGAACCAUUCAAAGGGCCACCUAAAAUUACACGAAGAGCACUCGAAGAACUAAUUGUUAAAAUGAAGUGGCUUAAACAAAGCAGAGAACAAGAAUGCCUUCAAGCACAAAUGGUAGCAGAAAGUGCAAGCGCGCCGCUGAUUGUCGAGUUUUGCAACAAAAACGAAACUUCAAACAGAUUUCGCCACUUCUCAGUAUAUGUAGGAGAAGUACACCAUUAUUCCCGAUUUAAAAGAGUGGUAGUGUCGUUCGAUAUUACUUUAAAUAAAUGGUCUUGCGGUUGCUGCCGUUUGAAGGUCACCUGCGUCCAUAAAGCUAUCGGAAAGUGGUAUCUAUAUCAGGUGAGACCAGAUGAUUUGUCCAAUGACAGUACACCACAAGAAUCAGAAACCGCGGCAAUAAACGACUACGGAAACGAUGUCAGUGAAAGUGAAUCGGUAGAUAAUCCAGCCGAAGAAGAGACUCUUUUUGUAAACGUUGGAGAGUACCCCCCAAACGAUUUACAGCUAACCAGAAUGGUAGAAUACAUAUAUUCAGCGAAGAAAAUUCCGCCAUCUCUACCACGAUCAUUGACACAUGAUGCUGAUGUUCUGUCCUUUCCACGUGUUCUGGUACCAAUAGAAGAAACGUGCUGCAAUUGCGAAGGUAUUGCCCUUAGCAAAGAGAAAUUGAUUACACGGAAAGGAAAGAUAUUUACUUUAACCAAAGUUAUUGAAGAUGUUGAACUAUGUUACAAAUCAUGUCCACAAUGUGGACUGAUAUACCGAUAUCAGGAGUAUACGGAUGGGCUUCAUAACUUUGACGAUUACCAUUGCUUUAGUCUAAGCUUCCUGUUGCUGUUACGAGCAUUUGUCGAGGAGCAUACAGCAUUAGGAAGAGUCGCAUCAGCAGUUGGUAGCACUGCCGGAGUGAAACUUAAUCAAACCGUUGUGCGAAAUGCUUACUAUCACUUCGAAGCUCUUACUGAACACAUAUACGAUUUUACAUGUGUGCUCUGCGGAAAUCACCCUCCACAUCUAAACUGGGAUCUCUGCAAGAAAGGGUGUUUUCUCAAUCGCACGUAA